AUGAAUUCCGAGAAAUCGUCAAACAACAAUGACACCAAGUGGAAUAAGGUCAUGCUAAAUGCAAUAGAGCUUUCCGAAGCUGGAGUUAGAUUUGCAAAGGUCAAUCAUACGACGACAAGUUUAUUUGAUAUAAAGUUUGAGAAUGGAUUGAUGACAAUACCUUAUAUUGAUGUGGUAGAUAGUACUGAAACCCUCCUAAGAAAUUUCAUUGCUUAUGAGCAACAAUCAACUGAUUUACAAUAUUUAUAUUUCAGUGAUUAUGCAAUUUUUAUUGAUCAUCAUAUCGACUCAGAUAAAGAUGUGAGUUUGCUUCGCCGUAAAAAAAUCAUAGCAAACUGGAUAGGAGAGGACAAAGAAGUGGCUAGCCUCUUCAACAAAAUCGGAAAUGGGGUCACUACAUAUUCCAACUUCUAUUACAGAAAAGUAUUCUUAGAAGCAGCUAAACAUUGUGAUGAAAAACCAUGGAAUAGAAUGAUGGCAAAUUUGAAGCACAAUUAUUUUAGUAGUCCUUGGGUAGGAGCUUCAACUAUGACAACCGUCAUACUUCUCAUACUCACAGUUAUACAGACUAUUCUAGCUAUCAUAAGCGCCUUUAAAGGUAAGAAGUAA
Molecule: messenger RNA, 609 nt
Organism: Solanum stenotomum
Lineage: Eukaryota; Viridiplantae; Streptophyta; Magnoliopsida; Solanales; Solanaceae
Product: putative UPF0481 protein At3g02645
Exons: 1
Coding region: 1-609 (202 amino acids)
Source: RefSeq, a predicted model, not a curated record